Molecule: messenger RNA, 2298 nt
Organism: Malania oleifera
Lineage: Eukaryota; Viridiplantae; Streptophyta; Magnoliopsida; Santalales; Ximeniaceae
Product: RNA exonuclease 4-like
Exons: 7
Coding region: 215-1213 (332 amino acids)
Biological process (GO): rRNA processing
Cellular component (GO): nucleus
Molecular function (GO): 3'-5' exonuclease activity; nucleic acid binding
Source: RefSeq, a predicted model, not a curated record
AAAGCCAAGCACAGGGUCUUUUGACUCUUCUCCCAAGUACGAGUCAAGCUCAGAAAGAACCCUACCCUGCUUACGCUAUAAACCCUCGUUCGAAUCUUCAAUUCCCAAUAUUCUAACGGUUCCACAGCGAUAUAUAUUGCCACGGUUCUUAAAUUCGUUGGUGCCUCCACUCUUCGCGCCAUUUCUCCUCUGUGCGUCACAGCGUCUUCAUCUCAUGGAUGAUUCCCAAGGAAACCCUCCUAAAACCCCAGCUACAAGACACCGAUGCUCAGCAUGCUUCAAGCAGUAUAAGAAGAAGGAGCACCUAAUUGAACACAUGAUGGCCUCGGACCAUUCAGUUCAUCAACCUAAAUGUGGGAUUUGUGAAAAACACUGUAAAUCUUUUGAAUCACUGAGGGAGCAUACUACAGGCCCACUGUCUAAAGCUAUUUGUUCAAGGAUUUUUGCUAACCAAGGAUGUGACCUUUGCUUGAAAGUUUUUGAAAGCCCCAUUUCUCUUAGCAAGCAUAAAGAAACAUGUCUUCUACCUGCUCCUGUUCCCAUUGGAACUAUCAUAAUGCCUCCUACAGAACCUCAAAUUGAUUUCACAGGAUCAGCCAAUGUAAACUACAGCGACAGAAGUCUUGAAGCAGUUGCUAUAGAUUGUGAAAUGGUUGGUUGUGGGAGUGAUGGUUCACUUGAUCUUUGUGCCAGGGUGUGCCUCAUUGAUGAAGAUGAGAAGCUGAUUUUCCACACUUAUGUGAAACCUCAAAUUCCUGUUACUAAUUACAGAUUUGAAGUAACUGGUAUUAGAGAGGAGCAUCUACGAGAUGCCAUGCCACUCAAGGAAGUGCAAGCUAAAGUUUUGGAAAUUUUGCAUAAUGGAGAGUCCAUUGGAAGACUGCGGUUGGACGGUGGAAAAGGUAGGCUACUUGUUGGUCAUGGCCUGGAGCAUGAUUUGGAUUGCUUGAGAAUGUAUUAUCCUCCUCACAUGUUGAGGGAUACUGCAAAAUAUCAUCCAUUGAUGAAAACAAAUCUGGUCAGCCACUCACUCAAGUACCUAACCGGAACAUAUCUUGGCCAGCACCACUCUCCUUUCCAAUUCCAAACCCUAGUAAGCAGUGUGCUCUUGUGCUGUAAUUGGGAACAUGGUGCCAAAUCCGCAAAAUUCCUAAUCCAAGGCUUUAAAUCCAUGUUCCCAAGUGCAUCAUUUUGUGCUUUAUUGUUCUCUUAAAUUAUAAUCAAAAUCUCUACAAGUUUUUCUUAUCCAAUUCAAAAUCCUCUCUAGCAAAUGGGAGAAGACACCAGAAGUUUGACUUGUGUUCUUUCUAUAACCUUUAAAAUUAAAUUGUACCAGUAACAGUGGGAGGUGUUUUGUUUCAAUUAGUGAAAGUAAUAGCCAUCUUUACCAUAUUGAAGUAGAGAAUUUGAAGGAACAUUUGAUUAGGUAGGUCAUCAUUGGGACGAGUAAAGAAAGAAGUCUCUUUCUCACUCCCUCACCCACACACACACACACACACACACACACACAACAGCCACACCACGCACACACAUUUUGGUGGUUCUGAUAAACAUUGAAUAUGCUUUUAUCCAUCUGCUGUCGGAGUUGUAUUCAAACUCUAUUUCUUUACUGUUAGGGAAAAAGUUGAUAAUAGUAAUAAUCAUCAUCGUCGUCAUUAUUAUUAUUAUUAUUGCUAUUUGUCAAUGUUUAAGCUGCAAAUAUGUGUCGCAUUGUACACAGAAAGACUGUUGAUAGACAUUGCUUUGUUUGCAAAAGUUCCCAACUUGCAGCAUAAUGAGAGCUUGGACCAUGCAGGUAUGAUAUACAGACAGGAAUUCACGAUCCAUAUGAAGAUUGUGUGUCUGUAAUGAGGCUGUACAAGAGAAUGCGGGCCCAAGAUCAUCCGGUGGAAAAGAUUGGAAUAUCCAUUGCUAGUCACCACAUCCAAACCUUCACCAACAACUUCGAAUCCUGUAGCACCAAGCAACUCGAGAAGAUGACUUCAAGAUCCAACUACAGGUGUUGGUGUAUGGAUUCAAGGCAAGAAGUACAGCCUUAACAUUUGAUCUUCAUUAGCAACUCGAGAAGAUGAACCAGAUGAGCUCAAUGAGAUUUGAAGAUCAAUAACUACAGGUGUUGGUGUUUGGAUGAAGAUAAGAUUAAUUGCAGCCUUGAUAUUGUUAUAUCAUUAUUUUCUUUGACAUAAGUUUUUGGUAAUCAAUGUUGGAUCUUGGCACCACAGAUUGUUGGGUUUCACGGGAUUACUGUUUUUCACUUCGUUAUUUAUAUCAUUGGUUCCGCUUAUUAUUGUUUUUCAA